ACUUGUACUGUGUACCAUGUCGUCCAACAACUUGCUUAAGAACGUCUCCAUGUUCGGGUCUCCCUGGAGACGGUGUGACGACAUGAUCGUUCUUUUUACCGCUCCCCAAAAUCUACGAGCCACCUCCUUCCCACCUGACCAAAGGCAUGAGGUUACGUGGCUAACUUACACCAAAUCAGUGAGCAAUGUCAGUGAUUGGUCGAUGCGUUCCAACGUCAUAAACAAUAACGCACUGAAUGCGUCCACAGUUUUGUACACAGUGACCUGUACAUGUACAUGAGACCUGGGCUUCUAGUUGUUGUCUUCGUUAACAGCAAAGGGCUUUGAUCAUGGAUCCGGAUGUGGAUACAACACAAGUUCAUCCAGCAGAAUCGACAGAAGCAUGCGCACAGACGUUUGAGACAUGGUGCUGUGACAUCAACCUUUCCGAGAGUACCAUCUCUGUACUGAAGGAAGAGGGGUUAGACGACCUGGGAGUUCUGAAGUUACUGCCUGCUUCAGAAAUCAACGACCUGGGCAUCCCUAAGGGCCAGGCACUGCUACUAAGGACAGCUCUGAUACGCCUCGCUCUUGCAGACAAUGAAGGAUCAUCAGUGGAUGACCAGGGCGGUCCUUCUAAACCGGAAACACCGGCCACCGUGCCCAAACGCAAACAUCAGCUUCGAGACCUCAACUCCUUCACGCAACGUAAAACAGUGACGCAAGGUCUGAUGGACAUGGCCAUGAUGUCAGCUAACUGCUCGCAGGUUGCUGUGGUCUUGAGGGGCGCAAUGGACGCCGGGACGUUUGGUGGUUAUCAGAUCUUCCUGCUGACGCUGCUGUCCCUGUCCUUGGUGCUGCAGCUGGCCGUCGCCAUUUUGCUGUUCCUCAAGUCACAGGUAAACGUGGAGGAGGCUGAUGACGACGAUGAUGAUGAUGAGCCUAACAGUAACAUGGCCCACAAGUACAACAACUGGGCCAUGAGCCUCACUCUGGUCAUCAUGGCGGACAACGUGCUCAUCUCCAGUCUGGGGAUAAAGUAGUCAGCACGGAAAGAUGCAAAAUUAGUCCAAAGAGAAUCUAUGACAUAAACACGCCAUGUAAUGUUAGCACUCAUAGCAUUACAGCUUUUACGCGGCAUUUAAUCUGAGAACAAAUUACAGUGCUGGAUCGCAAAUUUAAACCAUCUGAAAGGUUAGAAAUAGCCAAUUUCACGUAAAAAGAGCACCAAUUUUCUUUUUCAAAUUUCUGAGGAGGUCAAUGAAAAUAAAUGGUAUUGUAACGCAAUGCUAGUACUCACAGAAGUGUUGUUCCCUAUGACAACAAAUAUCUAGACCGUCGAGAAAAUGCUAUGUUUAGGUACAGAGCCUUAGCCUUAUGGUAAAGCCUUGUAUUUGCUAAACUAGGCUUGAAUAAAUGUGCA
This is a messenger RNA of Branchiostoma belcheri (Belcher's lancelet), 1402 nucleotides long. RefSeq lists its product as uncharacterized. Gene Ontology annotation, biological process: cell adhesion; tissue regeneration. Lineage: Eukaryota; Metazoa; Chordata; Leptocardii; Amphioxiformes; Branchiostomatidae. Bases 330 to 1022 code for a protein of 230 amino acids. Gene Ontology annotation, cellular component: membrane. The record is from RefSeq and is a predicted model, not a curated record. The transcript has 5 exons.